Molecule: messenger RNA, 714 nt
Organism: Liolophura sinensis
Lineage: Eukaryota; Metazoa; Mollusca; Polyplacophora; Chitonida; Chitonidae
Product: chitin deacetylase 7-like
Exons: 2
Coding region: 70-714 (214 amino acids)
Biological process (GO): carbohydrate metabolic process
Molecular function (GO): hydrolase activity, acting on carbon-nitrogen (but not peptide) bonds
Source: RefSeq, a predicted model, not a curated record
CCUCUGCCGUUAUGUCGCUGCCCAGGAAAUGACAUCCCCGGCGGCCUUCCGGUAAAGCAGGUCCCGCAGAUGGUCAUGCUGACGUUUGAUGACGAAGUCAGUGUUUACAACUUCCCCUACUUUAGGAAACUCUUCACAAAAGGCAGAAAUAACCCUAACGGAUGUCCUAUAAAGGGAACGUUUUUCGUGUCUGGAGUGGCGACGGACUUCUCUAAGGUGCGGGAGCUCUACAAGCGCGGCCAUGAAAUCGCAUCGCACAGUAAAUCCCACCGUUUCCCUCAUUCUUGGUGGGCUGCCGCCAGCUACGAAGAUUACAAGGACGAAAUUGAAGGCAUGAGGAAACAGCUAGUUAAGAAAGCUGGCAUCCCUUACCGUGACAUUAAGGGUAUGCGAGUUCCCUUCCUGCAGAUUGGCGGAGACAACCAGUACAAAAUGCUGCAAGAUUACGGUUACAUGUACGACUCAUCCAUGCUUACCGGGCAUCUGUUUCGAGACAAAAGACCACCCCUUUGGCCCUUCACACUUGACUACCCAAUAGACUGGAAAUACAGCAGUCUGGAACCGCGACCUUCAAAGUCUUAUCGUGGACUUUCCUUGAAAAAACUGUCCCAGAUGGACGAUGUCUGGGUUGUAUCAGUUUCCCAGGUAGUGGAAUGGACAAGACAUCCAACACCGAUCUCAGAGCUCAACAGCUUUGGGCCAUUCCAGUGUUAA